UUCACAGUUCAGAACUUUGCUGUCUUGGUUUUAAUAUUCAUUGGAGUUGCUAAAAACUGGACAAUGUGUCGAGUUCUGAAUGUCCUUCUGGCUCUGCUUAGUCGUUUCCUGUUCGCAGUGCAUGGCAUUGUGACAGUGUGGCGUGUUGUGGUGGUGAAAGGUGAGCCCUGCUAUUGGCUGCUGCUGAUGGGCGUGGCACUCCUGGGUGUAGAGAUGGGUGUUACUAUCAAAUGCACCCGCAACGCAGAGUGGAAAUGGUUUUCCCCUAUGGUCUUCCUUUAUCUUAGUACUGUGAUUCCCUCCAUCUGGUUCCUGGAGCUGAACCUGCUACAGCUCAAGCUACCAAUCAACUCAUCUUCACCAGAUCUUCGCUUCCUGUCUCAUAUCCCUGUAGCAGUGGGAUUAGCAGAUUUGGAACCUGAGAACUGGGUGGCUGGUUUGGAGCAGACCAUGCUUAUCGUCCUGGUACUAGGACGCUGGCUCAUGCCAAAAGGUGAUAUGUCACGUGACCAGCUCUCACAACUCCUCAUGGUCUAUGUGGGCCUGGGCGCAGACAUCCUGGAUAUCUUUGACACUUUCAAGGAGCCUGAAGUAAAAACCAACCAUGCUGUAAUUAUUGUAGGGUUGAGCCUCUUUUCCUGGGCCUUAAUGCAAUUCCCUUUGGUUCUGACACAAACAAAUCCUCCUUAUCCCCACACAAAGAUCCAUCUUAAACCCACCAGACCUGAGGUGCUGCCCUGCCAUUAUACCUCCUGCUGCUCCAGUGAGAUCUGGAGCCUUCUUCUUACUGUUGGGCUCCAGGACGGCCCCUUCCUGGUGUACCGACUCUACCUGAUGGUCAGAGAAAACGUUCUGAACCAGCUGAUGAUCUUCUUCACAUGUAAGAACAUCCUGAUUGUCAUGCUAGAGCUGUACAGGAUUAGUGUAGUGCACUUUGAGCUGCACAGGCCUGGGGGAAGAGAAAGAUCACCUGGUGAACCUCAAAGACAGACAGAAAGAGUUGAAGGUAAAAGAUUUGAAGAUUUAGAAUCUAGGUGCCAAGAGGUAAAUGAAAAUACAGAUGAAAGUUAA
Molecule: messenger RNA, 1071 nt
Organism: Silurus meridionalis
Lineage: Eukaryota; Metazoa; Chordata; Actinopteri; Siluriformes; Siluridae
Product: transmembrane protein 26
Exons: 4
Coding region: 64-1071 (335 amino acids)
Source: RefSeq, a predicted model, not a curated record